AUGCAGCUGGAGGACUGGUUAGAUGACCUCUGCGUACGAUUCAUUAUCAACUUGCCUCCGGAGGAGCUCCAAUCGGUAGAACGAAUAUGCUUCCAGGUCGAGGAGGCACAAUGGUUCUACGAAGACUUCAUCCGACCCCUUGAUCCCUCGCUACCGUCACUCUCUUUACGCGCAUUUAGCUUGCGGAUUUUCCAGCAUUGUCCUCUCUUCUCCCAAUGGUCCGCCCAAUACCACACUACCGCAUUUGCGGAAUUCCUGGCAUACAAGUCCCGCGUUCCAGUGCGCGGCGCCAUCAUGCUCAAUGAUGCCAUGGAUGAAGUCGUCCUCGUCAAAGGCUGGAAGAAGAGUGCCAACUGGAGUUUUCCUCGAGGGAAAAUAAACAAGGAUGAGAAUGACCUCGACUGCGCGGUGCGAGAAGUUUACGAGGAGACCGGUUUUGACAUUCGCGCGGCAGGACUCGUGAAAGAUGAAAAAGACAUGAAAUAUAUCGAAGUGACGAUGAGAGAACAACACAUGAGGCUAUAUGUUUUUCGAGGGGUUCCAAGAGACACCCAGUUCGAACCGAAGACACGUAAGGAAAUCAGCAAGAUCGAAUGGUACAAAUUGACAGAUCUACCAACACUGAAAAAAAGUCGUCAACACGAAGGGAGCGGCACAGAUCAACCGACUUUCAACGCCAAUAAAUUUUAUAUGGUGGCUCCUUUCUUGAAUCCGCUUAAGAAAUGGAUUGCCCAGCAACGAAAAAAGGACAAUCGAUAUAGCUCGUAUCUAGCAGCACCGCCAAUGGUGCCUGAGGAAGUCGCCCCCGAAGACGACCAGGAUAUCAACGGCGUUGAUGGGGUGUUGACCGAAAGCGCGCCACAAGAAGCUCUCAGUGAUCUGCCCGAAGUCUCAGCACCACCUGUCGAUCCAACUACGCAUCUGAAAGAGAUCCUCAACAUUGGAUCUUCACAAUCUCUACAGCCCGAACUCGGGCGCCGACCCAGUCAUAUGCACCAAGUCGAUACCGAAAAGUCGAAUGCGCUUUUGGCUCUGUUACGAAGCAAUUCGAAGCCUCAGACUGCUGCUAUACCUCGGACGCCUUUAGAACAGAUUUCGUCACAACCCGAAGUAGGGCGAUCACCGCAAGUCUCUCAUGUAAACCCCCCCCAACUAGACCAGGCCCAGCCGUGGCCACUAUUUCAACCACGGUCUCAAUUCCAAGUUCAGCGUCCGGUACAGUCUGGAAAGACCGAGUCGCCCACCACAUCACCACCAACAAACUACCCACAGCCAAUGUCACAGCAGAUUGCACCUUACCAACAGACCGGUGAUCCACAAUUUGCACAACAAGGCACGAGGCUGCAACAUCAACCAACCGUUCCUCCAGCGAGCGCACUACCCAAGUUGACGAAUCACACCAGGGCUCUGUUGGAUGUUUUCAAGAGUGCCGGGACAAAUCCAAGUGUUCCUUCAUAUCCCCUCUCGAGUAAAGGACCUUCGAAUGACUCGUCGGAAGUAGAAGCGCUCCAUCGACCUGAGAGGCAACAACAAAAUGUGUCCACCCAAGCUUCAACAGUGCCGAACCUAGCCAAUCAAGAACAGUUGAGAGCAACGGCCGGUUCUACGUCAACUGUGGCAAUACAGCCGACUGCCAGUGAACAGGUUCAUAGCCAUCUGUCAACUACGACACCUAUUCGAACACCCGCAAACGCACAACAGUCAACCCUUCUCGAUUUACUUAGUCGAACCUCGAAACCAAAACCAACAGAUGCUCUCGCUCCUCCUCAAACUCCACUGGUCGAACUUGCAGCCACAGGCCCUGCCGCAUCUACUAAGAAACCACAAACGGACAAGGACGAGCUGCUUCUAGCACUUCUCAGACAAGGCAGUCCAGAGGCAUCAAGAAAAACAGCUGAAGCAAAGCGCCCACCUCCAAGAGAGGGCGAAACUUCUGCCACUGUCAGCGGCCCUCUGAACCAGCCUGAAUUCGAGGCGAUUUCCAGGAACACUACGCAGAUGACGAACGAGAUGGGACGAAGCCCUCUUACUUCUAACAGAACACUUUACGAUCCCAAUCAACCGACACCAGUGAAAAUUCUGACCCGAUCGGAGGAAUCCCGCCAGCAAGCUCCUCGGUCGCCCCGAGGACUGAAAGUUCCGCCGAAACGGACAUCGAAAGAGAAGUCGACAGCGAAGGAGCAGAGCAAGAUAUUCCAACCUCAAAUACUCCGACGGCCACAAACUGCUGAGACGUCAGAGGCACCCCCGCAGCCCACAGUGAGCGAGACUACAAAUCAUCAAGCAGUUCUGGGAAGUGCUGUCUCUUCACCCCCUGCCAGUGUCGAGGCUAGCGCGAGACCGAUUCCAGUUCGACAGCCUUCCCAAACAGAGGCGCACAAGCAAAGAUUACUCUCUCUCUUUGCCGGGGGCCUGGAUAGCACCCCGAGAGCAUCGACAUUACAAGCUACGUCGGGAGUAGUAUCGCCGUUGACGACGAGCCAGCUUUUCAGUCCAAAUGGUGAGGGACCACUCUCUGGGAUUGAGCCCAUAUCAACUCGAACAUCACGUGGAGGAAGUUUGGCGUCCAUUGGGAGUGGGCCCGGACCUGCUCGCACGGCUAAUGAGAAGCGACAGACGGGUGCAGAAAACAAGGCUUUUCUUUUGGGAUACUUGGGUAGAAUUGCAAGCCAGGAAGGUUGA
This is a messenger RNA of Rhinocladiella mackenziei CBS 650.93, 2682 nucleotides long. RefSeq lists its product as uncharacterized. Gene Ontology annotation, biological process: nuclear-transcribed mRNA catabolic process, nonsense-mediated decay; deadenylation-dependent decapping of nuclear-transcribed mRNA. NCBI's taxonomy places the organism in Eukaryota, Fungi, Ascomycota, Eurotiomycetes, Chaetothyriales, Herpotrichiellaceae. The transcript is spliced from 2 exons. Gene Ontology annotation, molecular function: 5'-(N(7)-methylguanosine 5'-triphospho)-[mRNA] hydrolase activity; RNA binding; manganese ion binding. The record is from RefSeq and is a predicted model, not a curated record. Gene Ontology annotation, cellular component: cytoplasm; P-body. The coding region runs from base 1 to 2682 and encodes 893 amino acids.